AAUAAGAUGACAUAAAAUUCGCUAAGUUUCUUCUGGAGAGAUCAAGAGACAGGAGGAAGCGUCCCGAAUAUCCCCCACCAGUCCACCACCUUCGGUUUUCUUCCCACUCUUUUAUUCCAUCCAUCGGCACCAAGCUCUAAAGUAAACCCUAAGUUGUUGGAGAGUAGGAGAUUCGAAACCUUAGGGAUUUGAUUUCGGCGAAAAGGAGUUUCGAGGUUUGCGAUUUUAUCGCUUAAUCUUGGUGUUCUGGUGGCUGAUUUGGGGAGGAUUUUAAUUGGGUGCUGGGGUUAGGACUGGAUUUACGUAUUGUUGGUUGGAGGGAGAUGGCUGGAAUUCUGUCGGGGAAGAUGAAGAGGAAGGAUCUGGAGGAGGUCUUCAAUGGGUUCUCGGAAUUCUCGCUGUCGUCGCCGGCUAAAAAGAUUAGGAGACUGUCUUUGUACGAGAUACAUGGAAUUUGCAAUGAUUUCUUGCACCUUUAUGCUCGAUUUUAUCAGAUCCUCCAAUGUCAGCAUUUUUUUUCGUUCUUUUUACAAUUUGAGAUUUCUUGGUGGCGGAUUGGAUAUAAAUAAUCGUUGAGGGAUUUUGGUGGUUUAAGGGAUGAAAACAAAAAAAUCUGAUUUUGGGAGGCGCAGGUUACCAAUUUAAGAGGAAAAAGAGAUUUUGGUCAUAAACCAUUUAUUAAGUGAUAACUUCUCAUGCUUUAAGUUGGUUCACGAUGACGUAUGAAUUCUGGUAUUUCUCCGUCUAAUUCCCUGUGUGAAAUCCCAAUCGUUCUUCUUCUUCUUUUUUUUUUUUUUUUUCAAAUAACAGCAUCAUUAAUUAUACCUUCUUUCUCACAUAAAGGAUUCGUCUUUGGUGCAUUGUUUUCCAAGUUGGCUUUUCCUCGGUCGCCAUGCAAAUUUGAUGAUAGAGAAAAUUAAUGGAUUGGUUGUUUUGCUCUGUUUGUUUGUCCGAUUCAUACCUGGCCAUUUAGUAGCUGUUUUGUUUUUCUUUUUAAUCUUUCUAUUCGUUUAUUCUUCUUUCCUUCCUACGUUUCCAAAGGACGCGGAGCUGCUGCCAAUUAUGGAAGAAGAAGACCCAAGAGAUCAAAUGAGUGCUAGUAGCAGCGUGGUGGAAUUAGGAUCCACUAUGACGGAUGAUGCGGCGCCAGUUCCUGCUUUGAAUGAGGAGAGAGCUCUUGUUCUGUAUAAGCCUGUGGACGCCCAACUCCUCUUGUCCCCAGGUCAAUCAAAUGUUUCAUUCAGAGUGAGCUCGGACCUGAUCCAUGGUCUCAAGAAUCAAGCUUUCCAGUCGGGUAACCAGAUGCCAAUAGAACACAAAUCAGUUGUGUCUAAUAAUUGCCUAGCGGUGAUUCCCUGGUUGCCAAACCAGGGGCCUGCGGCCGCUACUGGGUUUGGUGAGCCCAAAUUAUAUAGCGGGUUAUCCCAGGAGCCCAUGGAGGCUGGAGAAGUUGAAAGCACAUCUAUGGAAGUAGAAGGAGACAGAGAGCAGGCGGCUGUCGACGGAGUGGGUGUUGAAGGAUUCCAUCAGUGGCAGCAGCACUGCAUGACUCCCCAUCUGCCAGCCAACUCAUCGACCCCUAUCAUGUGGCCUUGGUGAUGAACAGCGGAAUGCAUGACCAUUGCCUUUUUGGCGAAGGAUAUUCCAGCUUUUCCAGCUUUGCACCGGGAAUCGGAGAUAGUGAUGGUAGUCUGAUUGCUUUUGUUGUUCUCUUUCUUUCGAUCAUUCUGUGACAUAUUCCAGCAGAAGAAUUGAAGGAUUUGUUUUAAGGUAGGAGAAUCCAUGGGAAGCUCCUUUUGUACAUGCAUGUAGCUUCCAGUUGUAGAAUAGAGGAUUCUCUUUUAGGCCUUAUCUUUGAAAUGAGAAACAUCAGUGUGUCGUAGCCCUCCACAAUCUCGGCUUCCAUGUGGUCCAGCUCCAGCGGUAGCCCCUGUUCGCUCAAUUUUUCUUUUGUAGUGAGUGUGGCUUUAAGCAGGUUGGCCAUUGGUGUUUUUGAAAGUUGAUGCCUAUCUGAUGAUAAAGUGAUAUGGCAACUUAUGUUCAUUACACAUAAUAAACAUGCAAAAACUUGAAGGAAAAAAAAUCUCUGAAUGUUGCUUAA
Molecule: messenger RNA, 2101 nt
Organism: Phoenix dactylifera (date palm)
Lineage: Eukaryota; Viridiplantae; Streptophyta; Magnoliopsida; Arecales; Arecaceae
Source: RefSeq, a predicted model, not a curated record